ACGAGACUUGGCGCCCUCCUCCGUGGAUGCCGGCCCGGCCGGGCUCAGCGGUUGCAGAGAGCGCAGGCUUCCCCGCACCAUGCCGUCCGCGUUCUCCGUCAGCUCCUUCCCCGUCAGCAUCCCAGCUGUACUCACGCAGACGGACUGGACUGAGCCCUGGCUCGUGGGGCUGGCCGCCUUCCACGCGCUCUGCCUGCUCCUCACCUGCUUGUCCUUCUGGAGCUACAGACUACAGAUCGGGCACUUCCUGUGCCUAGUAAUCUUAGUCUACUGUGCUGAAUACAUCAAUGAGGUGGCUGCAAUGAACUGGAGACUCGCCCGGUUUCCCGAGCCUUCCUGUGACUCUGCCUCCUGCCUGCUCAGCCUGUCUCUCCAGGACGGUGUCCCUGCAGCUGGAGCGCGCUCUCGCUUCCCUUCUCCUCCCUCCUCCCUCCUUAGUAGUAAGUGGCUCCAUGGGGACCCCACCUCUCCUCCUGGACACAGGGCCUUCACAGGGCUCAGUCCCAGGAGUGGUGCUCAGUCCUCGGUGACCCUGACCUUGUACGGAGGCUGGCACAGUGCCCUCCUCCUCCCUGAAGCCCUCCCACACCCAGCUCCAGGGUGUCGUGUCGCACCUUCCUGGCUCCUCCCUUCCCUGUGGCCUCAGCCUCCUGGCUUUGUGCUUCUCCGGCAUCUCCUGAUAGAAGUGCUGGGUUUCCUGCCUGUCCCACUCACUGGACUGGGCACCAGGAUGUCUAACAAAUGUCUCAAAAUUCACACUUCAGGCCAACUGCUCUGCUCCCCCUUCUUAAUAGAGGCGUCUUCUCCCUCAGCCUCUUAGACCAGAGACGUCACAGCUCAUCGUUCAGGAAUUGCUGUCCCUCCACCUUUAAGGCCAGCCAUAAGCCCACUGUGUCCGUGCCCCUCACCCCAGCUCUGCCAGCCUGCUGCUGACACGCAGUUCCUAAGCCAUCCCCAUACUGCUCAGCCUCUCACAUGUCCUGAGGAGGCGCGGGCCUCAGCUGGGCACUGCCCCUCAGAACGUUUCAGAGUGUCCCCAGGUCACUCUGAGCAAACGUGGAGUCAUGCAGUGAUGCCCUGUGGCCUCCUGCUAGCUCUGUCCCAGCCGCUCACAGCUGUGCCUGCGAGUCCACGAGGCCCCCUCACCCCCCACAGCCUUCACGUUUCUGUGUAAGCGCAGUCACCGCAUGCUUGGACUGGCUGCCUCUUAAUUCUGGGCCUCCCAUGGUCUACAGUUAAAGUGCCCGUGAGGCGGGAACCCUGUGCCCAUGAGGCUUUGACCCGCUGCCCGCUGCACGUCAUUACCAGCUCUGUGUGGGGUGUUUCCCGUGCUGGCUGCUCGGAGCAGAAUAAACACCCACGUGCAGAUCCACCGCCCUCCCUGGCACUGCGCUUUUGUGCAAGGGGAGAUCUUCCGCCUCCCCGGGUCUCUUCUGCUAACGAGGUGCUGGUGCUGGCAGCAGGACGGCUGCUGUGAGAGCCACAGGGGUGGGAGGGUCCCUGUGAGGCUGCGGAGUGGAUGCAGCUGCUCUCCCUCCCUCAUUUACGGGGGGUUAUUGAUGUUACUUUGUAGGUUCUAAGGAUUUCAGGUCAUCAAUUCUUCCAGCUGAGGUUAGAUGUGCUGCUGACCCAGAGGGGCUGCUGGGUGUCAUCUCCCUGCUUGGGAGGCCUCGGGGUCUUCCCCAUGCUACAGGGUGGGGUCCCCCUGCCUGGGAGGCCUCAGGGUCUUCCCCAUGCUACAGGGUGGGGUCCCCCUGCCUGGGAGGCCUCAGGGUCUUCCCCAUGCUACAGGGUGGGGUCCCCCUGCCUGGGAGACCUCAGGGUCUUCCCCGUGCUACAGGGUGGGGUCCUCCUGCCUGGGAGACUUUGGGGUCUUCCCCAUGCUACAGGGUGGGGUCCCCCUGCCUGGGAGGCCUCGGGGUCUUCCCCGUGCUACAGGGUGGGGUCCCCCUGCCUGGGAGGCCUCGGGGUCAUCCCCGUGCUGCAGGGUGGGGUCCCCCUGGCUUGGGAGGCCUCGGGGUCUUCCCCAUGCUGCAGGGUGGGGUCCCCCUGCCUGGGAGGCCUCGGGGUCUUCCCCGUGCUACAGGGUGGGGUCCUCCUGCCUGGGAGACUUUGGGGUCUUCCCCGUGCUGCAGGGUGGGGUCCCCCUGCCUGGGAGGCCUCGGGGUCUUCCCCAUGCUGCAGGGUGGCGUCUCCCUGUCCUGUGACCCAGCGCGUUUUCUUCACGGGCACUGCAUUUGGGGCAGCACGGUGGAGAUGAUGCCUGCUCCCAAGGCGGGGCUCAGUGAGGGGGUUGCUUCCGCCUCAGUCCACAGCAGCUUUCUCCAAAGCCUAAGUAAAAUAGACAGCGUCACUAGAACUUUUUUGUUGUAUUGCCUAGUAAUGUUUUGUUUUUGU
This is a messenger RNA of Saimiri boliviensis boliviensis (Bolivian squirrel monkey), 2397 nucleotides long. Lineage: Eukaryota; Metazoa; Chordata; Mammalia; Primates; Cebidae. The record is from RefSeq and is a predicted model, not a curated record.